Messenger RNA from Vigna unguiculata (cowpea), 921 nucleotides. Its product is annotated as zinc finger protein WIP6-like. Gene Ontology annotation, biological process: regulation of gene expression; anatomical structure development. Gene Ontology annotation, molecular function: DNA-binding transcription factor activity. The record is from RefSeq and is a predicted model, not a curated record. Lineage: Eukaryota; Viridiplantae; Streptophyta; Magnoliopsida; Fabales; Fabaceae. Gene Ontology annotation, cellular component: nucleus.
UCUCCCUCACUUCUCUCUCUCUCUUAUAAUAUUAUCUUCACUGUCCAUAACCAUAUCUCCAUGCAGAAAACAUACUCUUUCUCCUGCAUGUCCUCUUGUGGCAGUGAUAGUGCCAGCUUUGAAGCUGACGAGAAUGGCAAUGAAGAUUCCAUUUCCCUCUCCCUUGGCCCUCCUUGCCACCACAAAUCCAAACUCCUUAACCCAAAACACACUUCUGCUCUGCGUGCUCAUCAGAAAAACCCUAACUCUGAUGACCCCACCGCUGUAACAGUUGCCCUCCACAUUGGCCUUCCCACCACCGCUACCAAACCUUCUUCCACUCCGCCUCAUGGCCGAUAUUGGAUCCCUACUACUCAACAAAUCCUUAUUGGACCAACUCAAUUCUCUUGCACGGUCUGUAACAAAACGUUCACCCGUUUCAACAACAUGCAGAUGCAUAUGUGGGGACAUGGAUCAGAGUAUAGGAAAGGGUCGGAGUCAUUGAGAGGGUCAAAAGCAGGUUCUUCGAUGCUGAGGCUACCCUGCUAUUGCUGUGAAGAGGGUUGCAGAAACAACAUAAACUAUCCGAGGUCAAGGCCACUGAAGGAUUUCAGGACCCUCCAAACACACUACAAGAGGAAGCACGGAGGGAAGCCAUUCGAGUGCAGGAAGUGUAACAAGGCAUUUGCAGUGAGAGGUGAUUGGAGAACACACGAGAAGAAUUGUGGGAGGCUUUGGUUCUGCAUCUGUGGUUCUGAUUUCAAACACAAGCGGUCCCUGAAAGACCAUGUCCGUGCAUUCGGCAAUGGCCAUGCUCCACACAGCUUGGGUGAAGAAAGAGAUGAUGAGAGUGAAAUGGUGUUUUUAGUUUGAAAUAAUAGAAGGUAGGUGUAUGGUAGGGUUUUAUUUUUGGUUGUAACUAGGAGUUGGAUUGAUCCAUUA